Molecule: messenger RNA, 860 nt
Organism: Drosophila montana
Lineage: Eukaryota; Metazoa; Arthropoda; Insecta; Diptera; Drosophilidae
Gene: Gar1
Product: Gar1 ribonucleoprotein
Exons: 3
Coding region: 104-766 (220 amino acids)
Biological process (GO): snoRNA guided rRNA pseudouridine synthesis; ribosome biogenesis
Cellular component (GO): box H/ACA snoRNP complex
Molecular function (GO): box H/ACA snoRNA binding
Source: RefSeq, a predicted model, not a curated record
CAAUUGAACCUAUUCUGAACUAUUUAAAACAACACUAACAGCGCACUGGUAGUCGCACGUGUUUAUAUUUUUUUCCGACUUUGUUGUGUCUAUUCGCAUAAAAAUGUCUUUUGGACGUGGUCGUGGUGGUGGUGGAAGAGGUUCUCGAGGUGGUGGUGGAGGUGGCCGCGGCGGUGGUGGAUUCAACAAGUUCGGCGGAGGAGGAUUUAAUAAAGGCGGAGGUCGGGGCACCUUUGAUCAGGGCCCGCCCGAGCGUGUGAUUGCAUUAGGCAACUUUAGCUAUUCAUGCCAGAAUGAUCUAGUUUGUAAAGUAGAUAUAGAUGAUGUACCAUAUUUCAAUGCCCCAAUAUUCCUCGAAAAUAAGGAGCAGAUCGGAAAAAUUGAUGAAAUUUUUGGCACAGUUCGAGACUACUCGGUCUCUAUUAAACUUUCUGAUAAUAUAUUCGCAAAUAGUUUUAAGCCAAACCAACAGUUGUUUAUUGACCCUGGAAAGUUGCUGCCAAUUUCAAGAUUUCUACCAAAGCCACCACAACCAAAAGGUGCUAGAAAGAAGGGCGGCCCUAGUGGAGGAGGAGUAAGGGGGCGUGGAGGUGGAAUGGGAAACCGUGGUGGACGCGGCGGCGGUGGCUUUAGGGGAGGCUCAAGCCGAGGAGGCGGAGGUGGCGGCCGUGGAUUUGGUAGAGGAGGCGGCGGCGGCGGCGGCGGCGGUGGAUUUAAUAGAGGACGUGGUGGCGGAGGAGGAGGAGGAGGGCGCGGCCGUUGGUAAUUCAAAAUGAGAUGUGAAACUAACCAGAUUGUGUGAAUAAAAUACAUGAAAAGUAAACAUAUAAAAAUAAAUUAGUUGUUUGAUAAAUCGUAAA